CAAGAAGUUUACAGUAUACAAAUACAACAAUAUUAGUUGCAAAGAGUAAAAGUUUCUACUCACCACUACAGGUGUUCUAGUGCAAACUGCUGUUAACAGGCUGCAAGUUGCAACUAUUCUUAUCUCAAGAAAGUCACGAAUUACCACCUCUCUUAUUUGCAAGAACAAUUUACACAUCUCCUCAAGUGUCAAGAAUGGGUUCUCAACUAAGCAUGCAUAUCCUUCACAGCAGAAACAAGGACGUGCUCUAUUCUGCAACACAAACCAAGGCACCGAAGAAGUCCAAGUCGAUGGCAUCCGACGUCAAAACAAAACUAGCUGAAGAUAUGCGUCGCAUUACCAAUGCUGCAUCUCGCUGGAAGAUUAGUAGAAAGAAGGACAAAGUUACUCAAACUGUGACCAAGGAUACAGAGCCUAUCAAGAACUCCUUCAAAAUGAGCCCACCAGCUUCAGAAACUAAGACCAGCUCUCCAGCACCUGAGACAAAACUAGCUGAGCAGAAAGUCACAACACAUACAGCUGCUCCUUCCCCAAGACCUGAACUAUUAUUACCGAACAAGGUACAACCUCAGAAGCAAACUAAAGGACUCCCUCAACACAUAGUGGCUGCUACCCGAGUAUCAGAAAGAAAAUGGACUCUCUCUGAUCUGCUUCACAACCUUGGAGCCUACGUUCAGAGCCAUUGUCAACAUCUUCACCAUGUGCCUACCCCGAAUGAAGUCGCCAUGUGGGUGCGAUGUGCAGAUCGAGCUCUUCAGCUGAAUGGAUGGACAAUCAAUUCAUUUCUCCUCGAAUCACAUGUCGUAUUUUCCUACAUGCUCAUCGCUUCGGCUAUCAGACAAGGAUAUGAACUAUACACACUCACUGACGUGAAGGAACUGGUACUGAUGUGCUUGUAUGUAUCGUACACCUACAAUGCUAACGAAAUCAGCUAUCCACUUCGACCAUUUCUAGUGAAGCAAGACAGAGCAGCAUUCUGGGACAAGUGCACAUCAGUCAGUCUAAGUGCCUCAAGCAACAUGCUCAGAUUAAACAGAGAUCGAUCGUACUACAGCGAUGUACUCACAUCACUAAAAAGAGUCACCUCAAUAUAAAUCAUCCCCCUCCACUUUAGUCCCCUUCUAUACAUGACAGACAGAAAACGUUUCAAGCUCGCUUUUAAUCACGGACAAUUACAGGUCAAACACUGGUAUCAUUUAGCUGCACAAUUGUUUUGGCACUUCAAUUCAUUAUUUUUUUGUGUUAUUUAAUAAUCAUCUUUCAGAGGAUGGAAAUCUGUGAUUUGUGUAUUUACUGUCAGUUUGUGUCUCAUUUCUGUGUUUUUCUGUUAACCUCAUUAUAUAGUGUGUGAUGCUGUUUAUCACUGCAUUAUUGACAAGUUGUAUGUUCACACGUACAAGGCGAAAAGAAUUAAUUCAACACCUGAAAA
This is a messenger RNA of Halichondria panicea, 1429 nucleotides long. RefSeq names its product cyclin-dependent kinase 5 activator 1-like. The transcript has a single exon. Gene Ontology annotation, cellular component: cytoplasm; growth cone; protein kinase 5 complex. Gene Ontology annotation, biological process: axon guidance. Bases 195 to 1094 code for a protein of 299 amino acids. Gene Ontology annotation, molecular function: protein kinase binding; cyclin-dependent protein serine/threonine kinase activator activity. NCBI's taxonomy places the organism in Eukaryota, Metazoa, Porifera, Demospongiae, Suberitida, Halichondriidae. The record is from RefSeq and is a predicted model, not a curated record.